AUGUCCGCUGCUCGAGCCUGGCCUGGGCCAGCCCCCCUGAGGAGGCACAGGGCCUGCUGUCCCUCGAAUAGGGAGACCAUCAUUCCCAGUGAGCUCCCUCUGGCCCAGGAGAUCACCUGCACGCUUAGAGAGUGGGCAGCCAACUGGAAACAGAGCUACCUGGACGGGCGGGGCCAGCUGUUCCAUCGGGUGGGUGCGAUGAUGUGUGAGCUGAUGGAGAGGCGGAGCCAGCUGCAGUCAGGGACGCUGUCCAAGGACAAGCUGCUGGAGCUGCAGCAGCAGGUCACCUCCCAGAUUGACCAGGGCAACCGGCUGUUGAAGUUGGACCUGGUGGUCCGCGGGCCGGAGGGUACGGUUCUGAACCCAGAUAGCACCGGCGUGGUCAGCCUGUACAGAGCUCACCGGGACACCAGCCUCCGCACUGAGCAGCAUUGUGUCCAGUCGGAGGGAGGAGCGCAGAAGGUCCCGCAGCUCUCGUCCCCCAUGCGCAGCCUCUUCCUGUCCGUGAGGAACUUCGUGUGCCGGGUGGGCGAGGAGACAGAGCUCUACAUGUCUCUGCACGAUCCCGCGGAGCAGAGAGCCAUCAGUGUCAUGCCGAGCCUGCGGCUGGCCUGCGGCUGGGAUGCGGGAGCACGGGCGAGGGAUUUCUCCGGCUCUGUCGUGAUGGACGUGACAGACAUCCUCAAGGGGAAGGUGGAGAGUGAUGAGGAGAAGCAGCACUUCAUCCCUUUCCUGCAAGUGUCGGCUGAGAAUGAUUUCCUUCAUGGUCUGAUCAGGAAGGGGACAGAGGCCAAGGAGAUCAACCACAAGGGCCAAGGGUUGUGGGUGUCCCUCAGGAUGUUGGAGGGGGACGUGCAGCAGGCCCGGAAGGAGCACCCCCACCUGGUGGACAGGAACACAGUGACGGCACGCAAGAUGGGCUUCCCAGAGAUCAUCCUGCCAGGUGAGACAGGCCGAGACGCUGUGUGCAAGCAGGGGCUGGGUUUCGUGUCGCUCAGGACACCCCUGUCUCCGCAGAAUGCCAUCAGCCUGGGCGCGGGGGACCCCAGGGUCAGCGAGUACUGCUCGGUGGUCUACUACCAGCAGAGACACCAGCACUGGAUGGAGACUGUCAAGGUGUCUAUCCCCAUUGAAGAUGUGCAGAAGACUCACCUGCGCUUCACGUUCAAGCACCGCUCCUCCAGCGACAGCAAGGACAAGGGCGAGCGGGUCUUUGCCAUGGCGUACGUGCGACUGCUGCAGAAGGACGGCACCACCUUACGGGACGGGGAGCACCUGCUCAUCCUGUACAAGGUGAGGCUCCGCGGGCCAGAGGGCACUGCUGCCUGCUGCGUCUGCUGGAGUCUGGGCUCCAUGGUGGAUCUGCUUGGACUGUUGAAGUGGCGCUCGAACCCCAGCCUGCUGGAGCAGAAUCUGAGGCGGCUGAGGAAGGUGGAGGGUGGAGAGGUGAUGAAGUUCCUGCAGGACACUCUGGACGCACUUUUCACCAUCAUGAUGGAGCACGCCGACACUGAGACCUACGACAAACUGGUCUUCGAUGCACUGGUCUUCAUCAUUAACCUUGUAGCUGAUCAGAAGUUCCAGCACUUCAACACUGUCCUGGAGACCUACAUUAGCUUGCACUUCAGUGCUACUUUGUCCUACAGAAAGCUGAUGACGGUGCUGACGGGGUACCUGGAGCUGCGCGAAGGAGAAGAACUUAACGAAAGACUAAUGGUUACCUUCAAGAGCCUGGAAUACAUCUUCAAAUUUAUUGUGCGCUCUCGUUGCCUUUACCACCAGCUCUACGAGGGAAAGGAUGCCCAGCAGUUCUCAGAGCUGGUCCAGCAAUUCCUCCAGGCGCUCUGCACCCUAAUGAGCUCCCCAAGAGAGGACUCCAUCAUUCUGGCGCAGGGCUACGCGCUGCGGUACGUCCCCACCAUCCUGAAGGACCUCUCUACAAUCCUGGACGUGUCACUUCUCAGAUGUUCUAAACAACUCUGCAAGCCAGGAAUACAGUCUUGUGGAAGAAAAGGAAGAGCUGAAUGGAUGUGGGCCUUUCUUGAACUGCUUGCUCUUUGUGAGCCUGUGUUUUUGUCAGAGUGCCGCGAUGCCCUGCUCCCUGGCCUGGUGGGAGAGGUGCAGGCUCUGGUCGCCAGCUGGAUGGAGGAGGAGACCUGCCUGGAGCUGCUGGGAAGUGUCCUGGAGCUGCUGCACAAGCCGGGAAUGGGGGAGACUCACGCACACAUGCAGCUGAUCCUGGAGAAGCUCCUGCGACCAGUCACCCAGCGUGUGAUGAUCCUGGGCCAGGAGCACCCCCUCAGUAGUCACUAUGUGGCCUGCAUGACGGCCAUCCUCAGCCAGGUGGAUGACACUCAUUACAGAGACUACAUCCAGUCCUUCCCCACGCGCCAGGACCUCAUGGACUACUUGAUGGAGACAUUCAUCAUCUUCAAGGACUUGGUGAGGAAGGACGUGUACCCCCAGGACUGGACAGUCAUGGCCAUGGUGCAGAACAGGGUAUUUCUGAGAGCCAUCACCCAGUUUGCUGAGACUCUGUGUCAGAGCUUUCUGCAGGGCAUCAACUUUGAGCUCCAGCUCUGGAAUAAUUUCUUUCACCUGUCUGUGGCAUUCCUGACCCAGAGGAGCCUGCAGCUGGAGACUUUCUCCCCCACCAAGAGAGCAGCCAUCCUCUGCAGGUAUGGGGAUAUGCGUGGAGUCCUUGGAGCCACUAUCAGGGAUAUGUGGAAUCGGCUUGGGCAGCACAAGAUGGCGUUUAUCCCGGACCUGGUGGGCCCCCUGCUGGAAGUGACACUGGUGCCAGAGCCUGAGCUGCAGAGACUCACCCUCCCACUCUUCUACGACAUGAUGUUGUGUGAAUACAACAUCAGGGGCAACUUCAACACUUUCGAAGAUGAGAUCAUUAAGAAGUUGGACAGUGAGGUGGAGGGAGGCCGUGGCGACCAGCAGUACAAACUGCUCUUCCAGAAAACCCUGCUGGAGUGCAACACGCAGCACCCCUUCCUGGCAGGGCAUUGUCAGCAGUUCGUUACCUUGGUAACCGGACUGAUGGAGCGCCUCUUGGACUACAGAGCCGUGAUGUACGAUGAUAAUGAGGCCUACCGAAUGCGCUGCACCGUCAACCUGCUGAACUUCUACAAGGAGAUAGACCGACAGGAGAUGUAUAUCAGAUACCUCCACAAGCUGAGAGAUCUUCAUCUACGCUAUGAGAACUACACAGAGGCUGCCUUCACUCUUCUACUCCACGCCAAGCUGUUGAAGUGGUCUGAUGAGCCGUUCUCAGCACAGAUGCAGGGCUUUGAGACACUGCACACCCACAGACAGGUGAAGGAGAGUCUCUACAACAAGAUAAUUGACUACUUUGACAAGGGCAAGAUGUGGGAGGAGGCUCUGGUGCUGUGCAAGGAGCUGGCGCAGCAGUACGAGAAUGAGAUCUUCGACUACGAGAUGGUCAGCGCCAUCCUGCAGGUCCAGGCGAAGUUCUAUCAGAACAUCAUGACGGUGCUGCGCCCCAGUCCAGAUUAUUUUGCAGUGGGAUACUAUGGACUCGGCUUCCCCUCCUUCCUCAGGAACAAGGUGUUUAUCCACCGUGGGCGAGAGUAUGAGAGGAGAGAAGACUUUGAGCUGCAGCUGCUGUCACAGUUCCCCAGUGCAGAGAGGAUGAAGAGCACAGCACCCCCUACUGAAGACAUCCACAGCUCUCCAGGACAGUAUAUCCAGUGCUUUACAGUACAGCCAGUCCUGGUGGAGCCAGCCCAUAUCAGGAACCAGAGUGUCCCAGACCAGAUUCUGGAUUUCUACAAGGUCAAUAAAGUCAAGUGCUUCACAUACUCCCGGCCAAUCAGAAAGGGACCCAAAGACCCUGACAAUGAAUUUGCAUCCAUGUGGAUUGAACGCACUACCUAUGAAACAGCAUACAAACUACCUGAUAUCUUGCGCUGGUAUGAGGUCAUCAGCAUGGACACGGUGACCCUCAGCCCUGUGGAGGUUGCUGUGGAGACCAUGCAGUCGACCAAUGAGAAGAUUGCUCGAGUGGUGAGGCAGCACCGUGGUGAUGCCCGUCUUCCUGUUUCUCCCAUGUCCAUGCUGCUAAAUGGCAUAGUGGAUGCUGCUGUCAUGGGCGGCUUCGCCAAGUACGAGAAGGCUUUUUUUACGGAGGAGUACAUGAGGGAUCACCCAGAGGAGAAAGGGAGGAUCUUGCAGCUUCAGGACUUAAUUGCCUGGCAGAUCCCCUUGCUGGCAGAAGGGAUAGAGCUGCACGGCCAGCGGGUGACUGAGGACCUGCGCCCGUUCCACCAGCGCAUGGAGGAGUGCUUCUCCCAGCUCCGCAGCAAAGUGGAAAAGCAGUAUGGAAUGAGGCAGCUGCCAGGGACAGGUGGGGGGCGCCCACGGUCCAUGAUGACCCUGUACAAGCCUUUGUCCCCCGUCUCUCAAGUCCGCGAGGAGCCCAAGACCAAGCAGAGUCGGAGUAGCUCAGUCCCCAAGGAUGCUCCAGAGAAAGACAGACAAAGUGCUGAGAAGAAAGAGAAGAGAAGGAGCCAGUUCCUCUCCCUAUCAGGAUCUAAGAGUGCCUCCACAGUCCAGGAAACUGGGUCCAGACUUUCCCUGAACCCGAGUGAGAACACCACAGACCAGUCAGCUGUCAAGCUAGUGAGCUUCACAGAGACCGACGGCGCCCCUUUCUCCCCAUCUCCUACAGGAGUGGCUGGUUUUCCAGGUCGGGUGAAAAGUGCGAAACCACCACCGAUACCGAGGAAAAUCUGCCAGUCUGUGAUUGAACAGUUCAGCACCACCCCGCCGCCAGAGUCCCCUCGGCACAGCUGCUCUGUCUCUCUGAAGGGUCCCUCUUCCAGCCCGGUGAUGGACAGGAUUCCGAAGGCCCCUCCCCCUACUCCGCCGAAGGGGAAACGACAGAACCAGAGCUAACCGGCCGCUGCUGCCUCGGCACCCUCCAAUCACAGCUGCUCGUCAUCAGCGCUUGCUCACAGCUUUGCUCAAGCAGCCACCUGCGGUUUAAUGCCUUCCUCAGUACCCGAUGGCUGUGGCACGGACUCAUCGGGAGUGCCCAGCAUGUAGAGCCCCUUGUGUCAGAGACACUAUUUCACCACUAUUUCUGCAAACACUUACCUACUGUACAGCACACCCAAGAGCUGGAGUACCUGUUGCUGUCAUUGAAACGCCAAGGUGACUCAGAAGAGGCUCGGCUGAUAUGUCCAAAUCCUUCAGGAGAUUAGGAGUUCAGGAGGUCUAUGAACAAGAGCAGCAGGGUGAUAUAAGAAAGAUUUUAAAUCAUUUGUUUUUAACCCCUCAUUAUAGUUUACUGCAGUAAACUAUUCUUAAAGCAAAACAGAAGCAGUAAAGCACUGUAACAAAUGUAUUAAAAUAUAUUUUUUUAAAUGCAAAGUAUUACAAAUAUUACAAAUACCGCAAUAUAUCCCAUCACCUCACUCCCAUCACCACCUCACUCCCAUCACCACCUCAC
Lepisosteus oculatus (spotted gar) is the source of this 5482-nucleotide messenger RNA. The record is from RefSeq and is a predicted model, not a curated record. Lineage: Eukaryota; Metazoa; Chordata; Actinopteri; Semionotiformes; Lepisosteidae.